UGUUGUUUUAUAUAAAAUUUCAAUCCGUUUGUUGUAUUGGAGGACAUUUUAAAAUCCAACAAGUUUUUAUAAUUUUUUAACCUAGCAAAUACUAUCAGAAACGAAGGCUACAUAAGAAGGUUUCCCAAUGCUGCGAAGAAAUGCCACUCGGGUGACAAUCGCAAGUCUCCCCACAGAACCUGCCCCACCUACAACCCCUCCUGUGCGGGUGUUGCGGCAGUCGGAGGACGAGGACAUACCCUACAUCCAGGCUCUGCAGACACCCUUCACUCAGAUCAUGUUCGGCGAGAUCAACCUGAGAAGCUGCAUGGAGAAGUACGUCUGCAAGACCCUGGUCAACACUAACGACGAAGUGGUCGCCUUCCUAGUAAUCAUGGACCAUCCUAACAUCCCAACAUUGUCUCACUGCCAGUGGGUCGGCUGGAUUAGGAGGUUCUACAGAAUAGAUUUUGCUUCGCCCUGGAACACACGUUUCAUCCACUACCUGGUCUGGGAUAAUAGAUACACAAAUAUAUUUCUCUCCUGUUUGAAGUCCCUUUACAAAAACAACGACAAGCUUGAGCAAAUCGUAAUGGUUACUCCACCAGGAGUGAACAUUUUCCCUGAGCUGGAGCCGUUCUUCACUCUGGUGUAUCCCAGUGUCGGGGAGGGUGGAAGAUCGGCUUUGGCACACUUUCAGAAUCUUCACAUCAACCUUAGACACCGUGUACUGUCUAAGUUGACUAUCCGUAGAGCCGGAGAGGAAGACAACAUCGAUGUACAACCUCUGGUGCAUCACCAAUUAAACGUGCUCAAGUACGUCUAUGGUGACAUCAAGUUAGGAAGUAUAAUAGAUGUUAAGAGCUCCAGUAAAGUCGUGCUGGUGUCGGAGAAAGGUUCAGCGACGGUCGGGGUUAUAUCUUUAUCGUCUAAAGUUGACUAUCACCAUAUCAACUUCUUUUUCCAUCACGUAUUUGAGACUAAAGCCACAGGUUCUUCUGCGGAACGCGGGGUUCGCAUGGAAACUAUCCGAUCGGAAUGCAGACGAGGUUUACCAUUCACAGCAGACACUAUGUUGGCAGAUGAACAGCUGUCUAUGGAGUUGAAAGUGGACAAGUCGUUCGAAGACACGUCAGUUGAUGAAGAUGAUGACCGCGACGAGAUGACGAUCGUCUAUUGGGACGAAGACGGUGAUAUGUUCAGAGUGGUAGACCCUGUAAUGGAGUAUCUUCUACACAAAGAAUCACAUGGAUCUGUACUGAGGCUGCAAGAUGAUGAUCGUAAAGAAAGCACAAAGUCCAAGAUUUCGAUUGACCACACGUACUUUGGGCGGCCAAGCUGGUCUAAUAGUUUUCUGCCUAUUACCAGAGAGGCGUCCCUCUCUUUACGGGACAAGGUGACCAUGAGUGGAAGAGACCAAACGGUAAGUAGUAUAGACACGCCAACUGAGAAUGCUUUUAUAAUAACGUUGUUAGCUCUUCAUCCGGACUUGGACGCUCGGUACGCGUUUGAUCUACUUGAAGCAUCAUUCGAGAGUUUUCCAGACAAACAUUUCUGCUUGUUAUCGUUACCUACGGCUUAUCAGGGAUCCCCUUUGACAAGAUAUAUGGUUAGAGUGUCGCCAAAGCUGUUAUGGGACUUUCCUCAUGAGCUUUACUUUAUACACCGUAACGCAAUGUUUAGCGAGUUUAACGUUAGACCAGUGACCGUCGUAGAUCACGCUGACAUUCAGGAACUAGUUGAACAUUUUUCAAACGGGAAAAAAAUAUGUAAAGAAAUUACAAAAAUUAUUCUUUGUGAAAGUCCAAAUACUAAAGGGUUUGUUCUAGAAUGUGAAGGAAGUACUGUUGGUGUCGCAGUGGUUAAAAGUAAUUUUGAACUAAACAAGAUACAGCCACAUUUUAUGGUAGACAAAGUGAUAAAUAUAACCCUAUAUGAUCAGGAGAAACACGGGCUUAUCAGACAUUUAGUAUUAUGUCCGAUCUUCCUCAAGAGUGGGCCAUUUUUUCUUCGACAAAUUAUGCACCAGGCUGAAUUAGAAACAUUAAGCUAUUUUCUUCACCACGAGGAAACAAAUAGCUUAUUGCAAAGUGAUGCCAAUUCGAUUUCAGUUUUGGGUGACUUGACGCCAGUAAAGCCACGGAGGUGGGUUAAGUAUGAGCUCAGUGCACUAGAUGAGCUUAAACCCCAAGAACAUGUUUUGCGUUCGGAAAACGACUAUGCUCUCUUUAUUGCAACCGAGAAACUUUUGAGUGUUCCAAAACUUGAACUAAACUACAGGAUAGUUGUCGUCGGAGGGUCAAUUACGGCCAUGUCUUUUCUAGAAAAUUUAAUCUUCAGAUCUGCUCGGAAACAAAUAAAAUAUAACAAUCUAGUUUUAGUCUCAAUUCACGGAUUCCCCCUGGAGUUACAGUCCCACACUGCGGCAGACAGAAUGGUUCCUCAAGGUGGUUUCUACACGAGGGAGUACUUAUCCAGGAUCAGUUUGUCUACUCACGUAAAUGUGCUGUACGGGGCUCUCACUGUCAUCAACCGAAUGGAGAAGAUGAUCUGCCUCAACAACGAACACUGGAUGCGCUACGACUACCUAUUUCUUACGACAGGCUUGCAGUUCGUUAAACCUUGGCCGGUCAUGACCCCUUCUGAAACCAACCACACAUCCACCUGCCAAACCAUAUCUUACAGCUCGGACCUAGGUUCUUGUUUUACGGGGGACCAGGAUCUCCCUAACCACGACUGCCGCAAGAACGAGGACUUGCGAGAAUUGUACAACAAUGUCUCUAAACAGCAUGGAGAAAACCUAUUCGUCAUAAAUACAUCAGCAGACGCCAUCUUAGCUCUCGGUCACCUCAAAAACAUUUUAAAGCACAAAACAGAUGGCAAAAUACUCGUUUUUGGGCAUGGUCUGAGUACAUUCACGUGCGUUCAAUCACUGCUAAUUUUUGGUGUACCUGGUCACAAAAUAGUACUAGUUAUCGCUCCACACGUCGUUACCAACUACAGCUGUCUAGAGACUAAUCCGUUCGUGGAUAAAACUGUGGCACAGACAUUGGAAGAGCUUGGAGUGACUAUACACAGAGGCUUUUCACUAAUUCGCUGGAGUCUCAAGCACAAGCUAUUAGAGAAAGUGAUGUUUCGAAACAUCGACAACGUUCCUCUGACAAUUGAUUGUAUUGCCUUCUUCUGCUACGGAUCCAGGAGUACCAAUGCGAAAACAUUCUUGGCGGUGAAUGACUCAGGGAUCGUGUACAACAAUGGUAUAAUCAUUGACAACCGAUUUCGCACAAACGACGAGUAUAUUUACGCUGCUGGAUCUGGCACUCGGUAUAGUAACAGAUACAGUCCGAACCAGUUUUCUCAUCAUAAAUAUUACAAUCCCGCCGAGAUCGGUCUGGUGCUGAGUAAGACCUUCCGACGUUUAGUAGAACCACGCGCUGAAGUUAACAAAGAACUCGAUGAUGUGCCUCAAAUCUUAGAAGAGAACGUCUCUUCCUGUUCAGAGAAAGCAGACAUUUCUCCAUCUCCAGAAACUCUGCCUAGGCUCCGCGAACCAGUAACAUGGGUCGCUCAGCUUCCUGGAGGCUGGAAUUACGUCAAGGUCACAGCUCCUGGACGUCCGCUACCGCUGGAAUGUCAGCUCUCCGGGCAAGGGGACUCUGGACCCGUUAUCAUCACGGGAGUCCCAAUCCUACCUGACGGUCCGGGAUACUUUCAACUCUCAUUUUCCAUCUUCAACACAGUCCGUGAAAUAGUUUUACUUUCAAAGAAGGAGAUACCUUACCAGAACCUAUGCCAGCUGUACGGGAAACACGAACGGCUCUUGAACAACUUGUACGAGCUUUACAACCAAGGCCUCAUCAGUGACUUGUACAGCUUCUUCGGUCAGCCGUGGGCGUACGCGCUGUACACCACUGGGUUCAACAAGCUAACAAGGCAGUGUGCUGAGUUCUUCGUCAGCAGUGACGUCGUCAGUUCACCACCUCUAAAGGACCUGCAACCCGAGGAGCUGCAUAGGUUGAUAAAAGACCGAGAAACUAUAAACUCGCGGUACUCGACCUCCUCCAUCCCCUUGUACGUGGAUCAUCUGGUCCUGAGGUACGUCAGAGAGCGACCACAGCAGCUGCCCAUGUACUUCACAGACGCCACUCUAGCUUUGAGUCGCUCCGCUCUAGCACACAGUCCGCUCCAUAGAGACCCCACCAAGCUGCGUCGGAAGACCAAGACUUCUUCGAUUCUGAACUGACUGUUGUUUCGAAACGAACUGUCUAAAAGAUUAUUUGACUAAAGUUCGUAAAAUUAUUGGGUCCAUUAGGGUAAAAAAUGUGUAAUCUUAUAAAAGACGACACUCGCCGUCCUAGUGAUGGAAGUGAGCUUCUUUGGAAGAAAUUUAAACAUCAACGUUUCCUAGGCUAAAGCUAAAGUACAGCGUUUUAGUUCCCCAACAAUAAAGAUUUUAGCCUGACAAUGGGAAAUAUUCUAAAUGUGAAUUUUUUUGGUGCUUAGUAUAUUUUAUUGGUUUAGAAAAUCUGUUCUUUUCAUUGCGCUAAAAUAUACUGUAAUAAAUAAUACUUGUGCUAAAAUAUCAGUUGUA
This is a messenger RNA of Macrosteles quadrilineatus (aster leafhopper), 4570 nucleotides long. RefSeq names its product cilia- and flagella-associated protein 61. The coding region runs from base 128 to 4222 and encodes 1364 amino acids. The record is from RefSeq and is a predicted model, not a curated record. The transcript has a single exon. NCBI's taxonomy places the organism in Eukaryota, Metazoa, Arthropoda, Insecta, Hemiptera, Cicadellidae.